Messenger RNA from Piliocolobus tephrosceles (Ugandan red Colobus), 277 nucleotides. Its product is annotated as zinc finger protein 732. The record is from RefSeq and is a predicted model, not a curated record. The transcript has 3 exons. Gene Ontology annotation, biological process: regulation of DNA-templated transcription. Lineage: Eukaryota; Metazoa; Chordata; Mammalia; Primates; Cercopithecidae. The annotation marks the transcript as partial.
UGUGCCCAAGUCCAUCUGUCACUUGCCUACGAGAAUUCAGACGUUAGAACACUUAACAUUCAGGGAUGUGGCCAUAGAAUUCUCUCCAGAAGAGUGGAAAUGCCUGGACCCUGCCCAGCAGAAUUUAUAUAGAGAUGUGAUGUUGGAGAACUACAGAAACCUGGUCUCCCUGGGUGUUGCUAUCUCUAACCCAGACCUGGUCACCUUUCUGGAGCAAAGAAAGGAGCCCUACAAUGUGAAGAUACAUGAGACAGUAGCCAAACACCCAGGUAGGUGA